This is a messenger RNA of Hylaeus anthracinus, 5109 nucleotides long. RefSeq names its product SAFB-like transcription modulator. The transcript is spliced from 15 exons. The record is from RefSeq and is a predicted model, not a curated record. Gene Ontology annotation, biological process: regulation of transcription by RNA polymerase II; regulation of mRNA processing. NCBI's taxonomy places the organism in Eukaryota, Metazoa, Arthropoda, Insecta, Hymenoptera, Colletidae. Gene Ontology annotation, cellular component: nucleus. The coding region runs from base 222 to 2873 and encodes 883 amino acids. Gene Ontology annotation, molecular function: sequence-specific DNA binding; RNA binding.
GGUCAUUUCCGUUGAAUGGCGACGGCGAUGAAUAGUUUGUUUCAAAGUGCGUUGUAGUGUGUUUGACUUCGUUAUUUUGGGAGGUUCUCCAACUUUCCUUUCUCCGUAUCGCGAUCCUUGGAUCUUCUUGAAUAUAUGCACGCGGAGUAAUUCGGAAUAUCGUGCGUGCGGGAGUGGUAAAAUUCGAAGCAUAAGCGUGCCUUGUGUCGGACACUUUUUGCAUGAGAAUAAUGGCCGAUGUCGAAAGAAAAAAGCUGACCGAACUCCGAGUUAUAGAUCUAAAAACAGAACUUGAGCGGCGCGGGCUCGAUAAGACUGGCAAUAAAGCAGCACUACUCGACCGGCUCUCCAAAUCCAUAGCUGACGAAGGGGAGAAUCCAGAUGAAUAUCUGAUUAUACCAUGUGGCGGAGUAUGCAAGAUCAGUCCAAGAAAGAACAGCGUAACUGGUGCAUCGAAUCAAGAUGAGUCACCUGAAACAUUGGAGAGUCAAAAAGAGGAAACUACAGAGGGGCCAGAUAAUAAUGAAUCAAAAGUAAAAGUAGAGAAGCCUAUUGUAGAAAAGGAGACAAUGGCCAUUAAAACAGAGGAACUCCAAAGUGAAGUUCAGAAUAACACUAGUAAAGAAACAGACUGUAAACAGGAACCUAAGGUUCAUUUGACUAAACUUGCGUCCGAAUCCACACAGGCGGUCAAAGCAGAGCCUGAGGCUGCAGUUGCUGCAAGUCAAACCUCAAGUAAUUCAGCUUCAACUCUUGAAGCUAAUGGCAUCGAUAACGAAGAUUCGAUUAAUCUAACUAUCGGAGAAGAUGAAGAAAAUCUCCUUGCCGAGGAGACAGAGUCUCACGAUAGACACAAGGAUGGAGGAGAGAAGAAGAAAUUGGAAGAGAACAAGAAGGGAGAGUCUAAAGGGAGCAGUAGAGCAGAAGCCGGUGCCAACAGCAAGGAAGGGACGACGUCAGGUGCAAACGUCGGGACGAAGAACAAGCAGGACGGUGGAGACGGAAGCAAGAGUGUGGAGUCUAGUAACAAGAGUCAGAAAAGAGACGAUAAAGACAAGAAGACCUCCCAAGUCAGCCCCGUUAAUGCAAGUAGCAGAAACUUAUGGGUAUCUGGAUUGUCUUCGGGUACUCGUGCGACCGACUUGAAACAAAUAUUCUCAAAGUACGGAAAAGUGAUAGGUGCCAAAGUAGUUACAAACGCAAGAACACCUGGUGCAAGAUGCUACGGAUACGUUACCAUGUCUACUAGCGAGGAUGCAGCGAAAUGUAUACAGCAUUUACAUAGAACGGAACUUCACGGACGUGUAAUAUUCGUAGAAAAGGCGAAAGGUGACACUCAGCAGAGUCAUAUGCGCAAACGAGACACUACGAAUGGAAAGUCUGAGAAGAAAGAAGAGAAAGACAAAGCUAAGGAUAAUCACGACCUAAACGAUCGGAAGGAAAAGGAACAGAAAAAGGAAAUCGAAGAUAAAGGAUCGGAAACAAUGAAAAAAUUGGACGAGAAGAGCGAGGGCCCCGAGAACAAGAAAGCAGAGGUGAUGGAGAAGAAAGACGAGGCUGCCAAGGAAUCCGAUACUCGGUCAACCAAAUCUACCAGCAAAAAGCCAGAGGGCGAGAAAGGAAAGCGCGACGAGAAGAGAAUCCGUUCCUGGGAUCACCACCGAUCGCAUACACGAUCCCGUAGCCGCGAACGUCGGAGACGCGACGACGUACUCACAUUCGCCAAGAUCAGGGAAGAACGAGAGAGGCAAAGAUUACGCGAAAGAGAGAGAAUGCUUCGCGAGGAGGAACGGAGGAGGCGUGAAGAUAUGGAGCGACAGAGGGAAAUAGAACGCAGACAAAGGGAAGAAGCUGCACGUUUAGAAAGGGAGCGGGAGAAGUUACGGAGAGAGAGGGAAAGAAUUGAACAGGAGAAGGCAGAGUUACUUCGACUUGAACGGGAACGUCAGAAGCUCGAAAGGGAAAAGCUAGAGCGCGAAAGAUUGGAGCUGAAAAGACAACAGAUGCGACUCGAGGAGAGCAGACGUGCCCCACCACCGCCGUCUAUAAAACGAUCUUCCAGUGACAGAAGGGAUCCAAGAGACUUGUACGUGGAACCGGACAGAAAACGCAUGACCACGGAACACAGUCGAAGACACACUCCAGAGCGAGUGAGCGAUCGACGUGGCGAAAUUUUGGACCGUGUCUCUGACAGACGAUUGGACGCAUCGCCGCCCACUCGCUACGAAUCUAGCAGAUCAGCUCAAGAUAUAGGAAUAAAGAAAGAAUUUAAACGCAGUAGUGAAUUCACCUCGCGAAGUAGUCGGCCGGAAAGUUUUACCGAGGUAUCACGUGGAAGGGAAGUGAUAGUUCGACGAGAACCUCUCAGCGCCGCGGCAUCGUCCAUUGAUCCUCGACAAGUGAAGGAAAGCAGGUAUGAACGGCCAAGCACAACCACUUACACUCGCGAACGCGAAGUUCGACGUUCCGAACCAGAAACGCAUAGAAGUUCCAGGGAUAGUCACACACGCUAUGGCGAAAGCUUCAAACCUACAAGUUCUAGUACGCCACGGGACAGUCGCUACGUGGAGAGCAACAGAACAACUAGUAGCUGGCAUUCUGGACCACCGUCUGCGAAAUCAUUUAAUUCCGUACCGAGUAGUGGAACCCGAGACCCUCGAAACGAGCCGUCCAGCUGGAGUUCCAGGUCCUCGGAGAAUGUAAACAGAUGGAGUAAUUCAAGCAGUAUGGGAAAUACGUUGCGACAUCCAGUGCCACCAACGUACCAAAGCGGCCCCAUUCAGUCCAUGGGUUUAACGGCACCCGGAACAACGCCGUCGUACGAUCGUUUUGAUCCGUACAAAUCAUCCAUGGCAAGCAUGAGGAAAUAUUGAUCUUGUCGUUCCAAUACAGGCUACUGUAACGAGUGACGAGUUCGAUAAAUACGUUCUAAGACGUGUGCGUAUGCACAAACACACAUACACACACCGAAUUACUAUCCACAUUCUUGAUAAAUGAAAUUUAACUAUCCACAGCAGUUUAUAUCGUAGGCGCAGUCUUAGUUGUAUAAUUUACACACAACGGUUGAAAACUUCUUUGAUCUUGCGAGAAGCGAACAAUUUUUUUACCGACGAACGAGAGUUCUAUACUUAAGACGUCUAGAAAUCUCCUGUUUCCUUCUUAUUCGUUGCAUUUCGAAUCCAUUUUUAUUCGCGGCGAAUAGAUUUUUAAUCGUCGCGUGUAUCACAGGCGAUGCGAGGACACUUCGAAAACGUUACAUUUUCCGAACUGUACGAGCAAAUCGAAACGGUGGUAUUUCGUCCUGUUGAUUUUUAUUUUACGCGCACAGUUUGAAAGUGGUACUAAAGACUUUUUAAACGUCCACCGUAAAGCGUGUUUAACGGGCACGUAUUUAUUGAUUUUUCCAAUGCGCACUAGCUAGGAAAAUACAUCCAACGCGUACAACGCACGGUACACACAAUACCCUGUAUUGUUGAACUGUAAUAGAUGUUUGUACAGUUGUUAAUAGAUACGAUCAUGUGUGGUUAGAAAUCCUAAAGAGGAACACUCGACGCGGAACGAAUAUCGCUUCGUUACGUUCGUUUAGGUGUAACGAAUUAGAUUUAUACGAAGCGUUCUGUUCAAUCGUUACCGCAACUUAUUCCGAACGAUAAUAACGCGCAUUCGUUUACAUCGAUGGACAUAUUCUUGUAGGACAUUAAGGUAUCGCAUAGAGUCACUCGCAGUUGUAUCGUAUACCUUUAACCGAUUCUUCAUAGAAACACGUGCAUAUUCUGCAAGAAUAUGACUAAAUUUGUAUAUUGAAUCCCAUAAGAAUUGUAUAUCUAACGAGGAUGAAGUCUACGUUCAUGCGUGAAGCACACGUACCACGUUUCAGUGUAGCGACGAUUAUUACGACAUAAAUAAAUUUAUGGCAUAAUAGGAUGUUUUGUUCUAAAACCCUUCGCGUUCACCAUUAUUAGAAUAAUAUCGGUUGUAGAUGUAAAUUGGACAAAUUAGUCAGUGAAUGAACGACCGAGUGUGCUCUUGUGGGUAUGAGUGUGUUGUUGCGUGACGAGUAAUCGAGAAGUAGAAUAAAAAGAAUAACCGAUGGUAGGGAACACUUUCCCUUGGUCGUGCAUAGUCCGGGAUGGCGCCAGUCAGAUGAAGAAAGGUGAGAAGGAAACGAAAAGCGGAGAGAGUGAGGGAACAAGUCCGUCGAAAGCAAAGUGUGUCGAGGUCUUUUCACGGACAGUCAUCGCGUGACCGAGGUUUUGCCCUGUGCAAUCACUAUUGCACGAUUCGGACGCUUCCUUCGUUUGAAUUUUUGUAUAGCCUCCCACUCUUGCUCGCGCCCCGCCCCCGCACACCAAGCCCUCCCUUUCUACUCUCUCCCUCUAUCCGUUUUCCCUAUCUCUAUCUCCCUGUCGAGCCUCAAUAGACGAUGAACAAUUCGCCGGUCCUCUCGUGGACGCGACAACUCUAUUGAAAUAGUUCGCCGCGUGUCUCGUCGCGGGUACCAGGUGUGGUGACAGCAGAAGCACCUGGAAUGUCUGUGAAAAGGAACAGUUGACUUUUUACUUUGUCAGCAGGAUGUCGCCGUCCAUUGUUUUCUUCGGUAAGUGGUCCAUCGCCGAUUCGAAGAAAACUAUAUCGAUGCGUUCUUUUGCUCUUGUAUCAAGUAUUAAUUAUUACUCCUAGCUUUUAGAUUUAACUAAGACAAACGUUGCGACUAACUAAAACGCUUAUAAUUGAGAUUUUGUUCAUUCGUUUCGUCAGAUCAGUUUGUGUCGCCAUAGAUAUUGUCCGAAACGUGAAGUGAUACUUAUUAUGUUGUGGCAGUGGAGUGCAAAGGGUUAAACUUAAAUCGAAAAGCGUUUGCGCGCGGAUCCAUUUCGAACGUCGACCGCACGUUGCUUGGAACUUCCGUGAAUUGAAAUCGCAAUGUUUAUCGUGUACAGUAAUAGGAAUGUUAAUACGAGUAUUUUCACCGUCUGUUUUCGCUGAGACAUUUGUUACUUUAUACGACGGAUUGCGAAGGACCGUAAGCGACAUUGAGCCCGCACGAUGCGGGUUAACUGACGGGCACUCACGUGGAUGCUUGCCUAAUAAAAGAACACAGCGAACUGU